AUGAGAUAUCACUUCAAAUUUGGGAGGGAAAUACAAAGUUGCACAAAUCGGUUCUAAGGUAGAUAUUAAAAGGACUUCUUUGCACAUAGGUAAAGUUGACAUUUUAGAAAAUAUAGGAUGUAAGAAUCCGUUAAUUUAUCGAAGAAUCAAUGUUGAGAAGCAAGGAAUAGCUAAAUACAUGGUUAGAGAAAGUAGUGGCUGGAUAAAAAGAUUGAUAUAAAAUUAUGAUUAAGCCGCAAUCUUUUUAAGCCCAACUAAUUGA
Messenger RNA from Paramecium octaurelia, 262 nucleotides. The record is from the annotation of a GenBank genome assembly. NCBI's taxonomy places the organism in Eukaryota, Ciliophora, Oligohymenophorea, Peniculida, Parameciidae.